Trichoderma citrinoviride is the source of this 2541-nucleotide messenger RNA. RefSeq lists its product as hypothetical. Lineage: Eukaryota; Fungi; Ascomycota; Sordariomycetes; Hypocreales; Hypocreaceae. The transcript is spliced from 10 exons. The record is from RefSeq and is a predicted model, not a curated record. Bases 1 to 2541 code for a protein of 846 amino acids. Gene Ontology annotation, molecular function: ATP-dependent chromatin remodeler activity; ATP binding.
AUGCAGCGUCUAAUUCUGUUGUAUCAGCUGCAUAAUGUCGACGUCAAACUUGUUGGCGAGAUGCAAGCCAUCCACUCGAGGCUCAACGAGAGCGAAGCCUUAUACGCACGCUUCAGCAUCAGAAAGAAAGAAGCUCAUGUCGUUCUACGUUUUCAAGAUGCCGAUCAAGACUUUGGAUACUUGCGCUCUGCCGUAGGAACGACUGUGUCACCGUUGCUAGCCAAGCCAAACCUUGAAUUUGAGCCUGUUGCCUCGGCAUCCGAGCUUUUGCGCAUCAUUGGAAAUGCUAGCAAGGCUUCAGACGCUAUUGUCAAGGUCGACAUCAAUAUAUACGGCCCACCAUCCGCUGGAACAGAAGUCGGCGAUGCUCUGUCGGAUGGGAAACUGUGGUUACAGAAGUCAGGCCAUAUGAGAGGUGGCCUUGUAUACGAUAACCCGCACUACUUGCGUAUUAAGAUUAACGGUAAUCAGCCGCGGCCUACAUGUGCUGAACCUGUGCGCCAAUUGAAGAGUGACAGGAUCACCAGCAGGAGGAAACGAGAAGAACGGUUGCGAAAGAUGAUCGAAGAGGUGUACAGUUCUCUGAACCGUAAUCAGCAAUUUGAUGACGCUGCCGAUGCGGGAGACAGAGUCAAUCGAAAGCUUCUGAGACAUCAGCAAGUAGCGCUGGGCUUUAUGCUGCGGAGAGAAAGCGGCCACAUCAAUGAGACGAGUUCUCUGUGGGAGUCUGUCAAGUUUGAAGACGGUCAAGAAGGAUUUCGCCAUCGAAUUACUCGUACCCCGAGCAGAGACAAAGUCCGGCCAAGCGAACGAGGGGGUGGCAUUCUGGCCGACGAGAUGGGCAUGGGCAAGUCCCUGUCAAUACUUGCUCUCGUAAUGAGGAUGCUCGACGAUGGGAGGACAUGGGCUCAGGAACAGGAGAACAACGCGAGAGUCGAGGGGGCAUUCAGGAGAUCACGCUCCACCCUUGUGAUUGUUCCAUCUGCGCUCCUGGUACACAACUGGCUCAAUGAGAUCAAAGACCACUUGAAAGAUGGUGUCACUCAAAUUAAGUAUCACGGCCAGGACAGGCCGAAAGACAUCGACACGAUUGCAGACUCAGAUAUCGUCGUCACUACAUACAGUACCCUCACUUCAGAGUUUCAGGCCAAGUCUACACCAUCUCUCCUCCAUUCCAUCGACUGGUACAGGAUUGUCCUAGAUGAAGCACAUAUCAUUCGCCGCCGCGCUACGGCAUUCUAUCGUGCCUGCGAUGAGCUUCAUGCCAACUCGCGGUGGUGUCUCACAGGAACCCCUAUUCAAAACAAGCUUACCGAUAUUGGCACCCUCUUUGCCUUUAUACGCGCCGAGCCUUUGUGCAAAGCCGCUACUUUUCGGAAGUGGAUUGAGCUACCAUUUGAGCAGAGCGGCGAUGACUUUCAAGUGGUCAAGGAGCGCCUCGUCAUGCUCAUUGGAGCCUUUUGUCUGCGUCGAACGAAAGACAUCAUAGAGCUGCCAGAACUUGAGCAGCGACUCCGAGUGCUGGAAUUUUCCCCCGAAGAACGCAAGCAAUAUGAGGAUACGAAAAAGAUCCUGAUGCGCAUGAUUCGCCAUCGGGUAGGUGAAGUAGAGAAGAGCGCCAAAUUCGGGCUCUUCCAGGCGAAUCUGCAGAUGCGUCUCUUGUGCAAUCACGGAACAUAUCAACAACCUUUCUCCUGGCGCCGCCGCAGCUACCGUGAUGAGCGCGAGGCCAUUCUCUCAGCCGCACUCGGCCAAAGCAGCGAGAUUACAUGUGCUGGCUGUCAACUACCUAUGCCCGUCCUUGGGUCCAGCCACAUGAGCAAUGCAUUCUACGAGAAUUGCUCUCACGUCAUAUGCUCUGAUUGCAUCGAGCAGUCGAAUACUCGGAGUGAGGGAGGAGAGGCUCCGCAUUGCCCUGUGUGUAUACGAUGGCUGAAGCAUGCUAUGGACAAUACUGUCGGGACGGCAGACUACGACGAUGCUCAUUAUUUUAGCAACGAAGGUCAUUCGACGAAGAUGGAGGCACUGAUCAAGGAUGUUAAAGUGGACUUGGACAAGUCCAAAAGUAUAAUAUUCUCUUGCUGGACUCGAACGCUGCAGCUGUUAUCAAGGUAUCUAACCAAGAAUAAUAUACCCUACUUCCUUAUCGACGGAAGCUGCUCUCUUGCGGAGCGACAGAAGAAGCUCGAUCAAUUUGCCGACGACAAGGAGACGCCGGUGCUCAUCAUGACGACCGGAACUGGAGGCUUUGGGCUGAAUCUGACAUGUGCGAAUCGCAUCUUUAUUGUCGAGCUGCAGUGGAAUCCCGGGGUCGAGGCCCAGGCCAUCGCGCGCGCCAUUCGACUUGGGCAGAAGAACAAGGUAGAAGUGACCCGCUACAUGAUUAAAGAUACAGUUGAAAAGGAAAUGAGGUCCCAGCAGCAGUGGAAGAAGCAGCUCGCCACCUUGGGCUUCGACGAGAUACCUGACGAAGGUGACGAGGAGACUGACGAAGAGGACGAAAAGACUGACGAAGAUGACGAAGAGAUGUUUAUUGAGUAG